Messenger RNA from Danaus plexippus (monarch butterfly), 5332 nucleotides. It is a transcript of the gene polybromo, whose product is annotated as protein polybromo-1. Gene Ontology annotation, molecular function: protein binding; chromatin binding. Gene Ontology annotation, cellular component: RSC-type complex. The transcript is spliced from 34 exons. The record is from RefSeq and is a predicted model, not a curated record. The coding region runs from base 171 to 5294 and encodes 1707 amino acids. Gene Ontology annotation, biological process: chromatin remodeling. NCBI's taxonomy places the organism in Eukaryota, Metazoa, Arthropoda, Insecta, Lepidoptera, Nymphalidae.
AAUUCAUAGACAAUAGUUAUUGUUGAAUGUUGUGCGUAUUGAUACUUUUAACUUUUCAAUUAACGUUGUGAGUUUAGGCACAUUUCAAAGAAAGUUUCUGUAAUAUAAAGAAAUUUUAUAAUGACAAAUUUUAUUUUAGAUUAUUAAUGUUCGUUGAAUUGUAACAAAUCAUGAGUAAAAGGCGCCGUGCAUCAUCAUGCGCGAGUCGAGGACCCGACGGUGAUGAUAGUGAUGAUGGAGUGGAGCUGAGUAACCCUGGACCUCCGCCGUCCAGGAAAAAGAAAAAGAUGGAACCGAGUGAAAUUUGCCAACAAUUGUAUGAUAUUAUUCGGUCAUAUAAAAAGGAAGACGGGACUCUUUUGUGUGACUCUUUCAUAAGAGCUCCCAAAAGGCGGCAAGAACCUCAGUAUUAUGAAGUAGUAUCCCAACCAAUCGAUUUAUUAAGGGUACAACAAAAGUUAAAAACAGAUACCUAUGAAGAUAUAGAAGAAUUGUCAGCUGAUAUAGAACUCCUAGUUAAUAAUGCUAAAGCUUUCUACAAACCCGAUUCAGAGGAAUAUAAAGAUGCUACGGAUCUAUGGAAGCUUUAUAAUAAACAUAGACAGACAUUGGAAAAUGGUGAUGACAUCAAAACUCCUAAACUAUCAAGAAAUGGUUCAUCAAGCAGGAGGUCUGACGUCGCCGAGGAUACUUCGGAGACAUCGACCAACAACGAGGAAGACAAUGUGUUUGAGGAGCUUUUCAAUGCUGUCAUGACGGCAAAUAUAGGUGGACGACCUCUUUAUCCGCCGUUUCAGUUUCUGCCGUCGGAAAGGAGAUAUCCUGAAUAUUACAGUGUCAUAGACAACCCCAUAGACUUGAAAACCAUAGCACAGAAGAUCCAGGCCAGCGAAUAUAACACCCUGAAUGAUCUGGAGAAGGAUUUGUUACUCAUGGUGUGGAAUGCCUGCCUGUUCAAUGAACCAGGUUCACAGUUGUAUAAAGACGCCAGGGCUUUGAAAAAGGUUAUACAAGCUCGGAAGCAGGAAAUAGAUCAGCACGGACGGAGCGGUCCGGCCAAGACCUCUGAACGUAUCCGCAGUAAGCGUACGUCACGAGUGGGGCCCGUGCCCUCCAGUAGGGCUCUCGCCGUCAUGGAAGCCCCCGGUUCUGACACCGAACCGGAUGUCAAGCAUUCAGAAGACAGCGCUGGUGAUAGCGACGAAGAUAAAACAGAUAAUGAAGAUUCUCCUCAAUGGAAGCUUCUGGAAACCGUGAGAAAUCACUUGGGACCAAGCGGAACACCGAUGGCGGAUCCGUUCUGGAAGCUUCCAUCGCGUCGCGAAUAUCAAGACUACUACAAGGAAAUAAAGAAUCCGGUGUCUCUGAAUCAGAUCAAAAAUAAAAUUAGACGCGGGAGUUACGGCACACUGUCCGAGGUGGCCGGGGACAUGAACAUCAUGUUCGAGAACGCUAAGCAAUACAAUCUGCCUACAUCCAGGCUGUACAAGUACGCUGUGAAACUACAGAGGUUGAUGCAGCAGCGGGUCCAAGAGUUAUUGGAUAUAGUCCAAAGUUCAUCGAGCGAUGAUGAAAGCCUUUCUUCAGUUAAGAAUCAGACUCAAGCGAACACUCCCAGACCCAGAGGCCGGCCGCGUCUGAAUCCCAAUCCCGUAUCGUCGCCGACGCCGGCCUCUCCGAUAGUUGCAAAAACUAAUUUACCGCUGAAGAAGAAGCUACACUACGUCUCCAAGCAACUGGUGGAGUUCACGUGCUCGGACGGCAGGCAGCCCAUGCUGCUGUUCAUGGAGAAGCCCAGCAAGAAGCUGUACCCGGAGUACUAUAACGUGAUCGAGCGGCCUAUCGAUAUGUUGACUAUAGAAGCUAAUAUUAAGAGCGAUCGCUACAACACAAUCGACGAGAUGGUGUCCGACUUCCGGCUCAUGUUCUCCAACUGCCGCCAGUUCAACGAGGAAGGUUCCAUGAUCUACGAGGACGCGAACCUCCUGGAACGCGUUCUAAACGAGAAGCUGAAGGAACUGAACAGCAACUAUGAGAGGAAAGUGCCCCCCAAGACGUUUAAGGCCGCCAAAUCUAAACAGUUGACGCCGUUCGAACAGAAGCUACGUACUUUAUAUGACGCUAUCAGAGAUUACAGAGAUCCUAAAGUGAACAGGCAAUUAGCUCUAAUCUUUAUGAAGCUGCCGAGCAAAACAGAAUAUCCGGAUUACUACGAACUCAUCAAAAAUCCGAUAGAUAUGGAGAAGAUUGCUCACAAACUGAAGAAUGGCCAGUACACGAGCGUGAACGAACUGGCCUCCGACUUCAUACUGAUGUUCGACAACGCCUGCAAAUACAACGAGCCCGACUCGCAGAUAUACAAGGACGCGCUCAUCCUGCAGAGAGUGUGUUUGCAGACCAAGCAGUUGCUGAGGGAAGACGAGGAUGCUGUACCGGAUGUAGCCGGUGCUGUUCAGGAUCUGUUGUUGACUCUCUUCACAGGAGUCUACAACCACCAAGACGAGGAAGGAAGAUGCUAUUCCGACAGCAUGGCUGAGCUGCCGGAGCACGAUGAAGUAGCGAAUGGCGAGAAGGUCCGGGCGAUAUCACUAGACCUGGUGAAGCGACGCCUCGACAAGGGCCUCUACAAACGACUGGAUCAUUUUCAACAGGAUAUGUUUGCUGUUUUUGAACGCGCCCGCCGCCUCUCCCGCACGGACAGUCAGAUAUUCGAGGAUUCAGUGGAACUUCAGACGUAUUUCAUCGACCAACGCGACCAGUUGUGUCGGAACACGCUGUCCUCGCCGGCGCUGGCCAUCACCAGGGACACGAUAGCCACCAGCGUGGAACUGGUGAAGCAGUGCAAGCUGUUACAGGAAAACGACGAGGAGGAGGAGACGAGAUCAAGUACCGAGGAUACAAUAUCCGGAGCCGCUCCGCCCUCGCAGUACGGUCGGGGCGACUUCGUGUACGCCCCCGCCAAGGGGAGCAAGGAGCCUUCGAUACUACAGAUAGAGAAAAUCGCCACGAACAGUGACAAUGUACCCGUUAUAUACGCCAACGUAUACUACAGGCCUCACGAGACCUUCCACGUGCGCACGCGCAAGUUCCUCCAGCAGGAAGUGUUCAAGACGGACACUCACCGCACGGUUCCCUUGGACGCUAUCAUAGGGACCUGUUACGUCAUGAACGUCAAGGAGUACUUCAAGUAUAGACCGGAAGGUUACCUCGACAAAGAUGUCUACGUCUGCGAGAGCCGUUACAACACGAAGCAUCGAUGGUUCAAAAAGAUCAAAGUGUGGGAGGGCGCUGAGAAGGAGGCCACUCUAGUGCCCAGAGAGGUGCCGCUAGAACCGAACAGAACGGUUUCAGUGUUCCGUGAAAGAGUCGAGAAACACAAGGACGAGCUGGCUGAGCUGGAAGUGCUGGAAAAUGUACAAGAAAAGGAACGACCUGACGUGGUCAUGUACAAUCCUCUGGGCACCGACGACGAGAACACUUAUUACGAGCAAUACAACACGGUGUGCUCGGGGGUCAUCAAGACGGGGGAUUUUGUGUAUGUGGUGACGGACGGCGGCAAGCAGAUACUGGCGCAGGUCGACACUAUAUGGGAGACAGGAGACAACAAAUGUUAUUUCCGCGGACCAUUUCUCAUCUUCCCAUCUGAAGUGUCGCACAUCAUAAACAAGCCAUUCUACAAACAAGAGGUCCUAUUGACCACAAUGCACGAUACUAGCCCACUCGUGGGAAUAGUGGGCAAGUGUGCGGUGCUCGAUUACGACGAUUACCUUAAAUGUCGGCCGACAGAAAUAGCGGAAGCGGAUGUGUACGUGUGCGAGUCGUUGUAUGACGAGUCCAAUAGACUGGCGAGGAAGUUGAAGUCGGGGCUGAGGAAGUUCGAACACACCAAAGACGUUACUGUUGAUGAGGUUUAUUACUUCCCCAAGCCGCUGGGCCCGCCGCCCCUCGCUUUGUCCCACGAGGUCCACACGUCCUUCACACAGAAGACCUUCAACCCGAACGUUAACGCCGAUUCCCUGGACGGCAAGCCUCAGUUCACCAACUUACUGAACACAACCCUGGGCAGCCAGGACGUUGAACUGUUGUUGGAGAAUUCAUUGGACGACUCCUCGCUAGCCUCACCGGCUACACCACUGUCUAUAGGUGGCAACAGCAAUCCAUACAAUCCAUCGAUGACGUCAAAUCAAGAACGUUCCAGCACUACGACGGCAACACCGGCCAGCAGCAAGAAGAAGAAGGAGCAGAAACAGAAGAUUGUCACCGGAUACAUACUGUACUCGAGCGAAGUUAGGAAGGCCAUAGUAGCUAACAAUCCUGAAUCUACCUUCGGAGAGAUAUCUCGUAUAGUUGGCAACGAGUGGCGCUCACUCCCCGCCUCCACCAAACAGAGCUGGGAGGAGAGAGCGGCGCGCUGUAACGAGGAGACAUCCGCCAGGCUGGCCGAAGAGAUGCGGGAGCUGUCGCAACAUACCCCUAUGGAGAUGACGUACGAGUGUGCCUGGGACACGUGCGACUAUCAGUUCGAAGAUCUGUCAGAUUGUAUGGAACAUUGUAUCGGAGAUGGGGGAAAUAUGAUUGGAACGUACAUUGAAACGAAGAAGAGUAAGUUGGAGCCGGGUCACGUACAGCAGCAUUACGUCCGCGGGGGCGGGGAGUUCCCGUGUCUGUGGAGGUCGUGCGCCAGGGUCAGGAAAGGUCAAGCGCCCUUCCCAAAUCUCCCUAGACUCUUGAGGCACGUGCGUGACCUUCACGUUAAUAAAGGCAACGGGAAAACUAUGGCUGUACACGAGAGAUCCAGAAAUUUCAUUCCCUCAUCUAAGAAGCCGCCUAAGCCGUAUUUGACCAGUUUCCGAAGCGGCCUGAUGUCUCCAGGAGGCUCUCUGUCAGGGAUGUCACCUAUGGCGAGGAACACGCCUUCUCCCGGCCCCGAGUCGUCAAGGUCCGGCCUAGACCCGCUGUUCGUAGCUGCCCCGCCCCGGGCGCAGCGAGUCACGCACUCAGAGGCUUACAUACGAUACAUCGAGGGUCUCCAUUCCGAACAGAAGUAUAUAACGCCGUGGGAGAAAUCCCUCACACCCAUGCCGGUUAACCUCGACCCGUCGCAGUUUAACUUACACAAGCUGCCCACUCAUUGGAUGACGGACGAGGCGGUCAGCGGUUACUUACAACAAGACAAGAAUCUCACAGAAACUGACAUACAGAAGAUGGAUCAGUCUACUAAAGUAUUAAAAGGGCUCUGCGCACUCAGAGACUUCAUGAUGAGGGACGCCUUAGCUGUAUAUAAGAGUUAUUGAUGUUGGAAUGUGCUAAAUAAAUAAUCAUUUUUAUAUAA